Helobdella robusta is the source of this 474-nucleotide messenger RNA. RefSeq lists its product as hypothetical. NCBI's taxonomy places the organism in Eukaryota, Metazoa, Annelida, Clitellata, Rhynchobdellida, Glossiphoniidae. The coding region runs from base 1 to 474 and encodes 157 amino acids. The record is from RefSeq and is a predicted model, not a curated record. The transcript has 4 exons.
AUGGAUUUUAGACAGAAUGAGUUGAAGAAAAUGCACAUGAAAAAAAACGCACUUGAUUCUCCACCUGGCAUGAGUGUUGAGUGUUUCAAGAUUGAGGACGUCACGAGUGACUGGCCGUACGAAGUUCUGAGUGACACAAAGUUGACUUUAAAGAGUUGCUUGACUAGAAAUUUAUUUUUUUAUUUCCAAGCAACAAACCCAGAUAAUCCAAACGACUUACCAAAACCUCACUGUUCAAACGGCUCAGAGUUAACAGAAAAGGGAACCUGUGAAUCUGAGCAAUGUGAUAUAGGCUGGAAAGGUUUAGCCUACAACACAAAAGAUUGCAAAGCUGGUAACGGUGAUUGUAAUGACAUGGUGUGUAUACAGAGUAAGAUAGGCGCUAGGUUAAUCGCCGAAUGUCUUUGCAAACCCGGCUACGUCAAAAAUAAACAAUCCUUUUGUGUUGGUAAUAAAAAUUGGUUUUAUUUUUAA